UGACGACAUGUUCUUCGACUAUAUAUAGGAAUCGGCACUCGGCUCACUUCAGACAUUUAGCUGCUUGUUGUUGUGAGAAGGUCUUGUUCGUGUGUGUCUGUGGAAAAUGCGCGAGAUUGUUCACAUCCAAGCCGGUCAGUGUGGUAACCAGAUCGGUGCUAAGUUUUGGGAAGUGAUAUCUGAUGAACACGGGAUUGACCCGACUGGCACAUACCAUGGUGACUCUGAUCUUCAACUGGAACGUAUAAAUGUUUACUACAAUGAAGCGACUGGUGGGAAGUACGUGCCUCGUGCUGUCCUAGUGGAUUUGGAACCUGGGACUAUGGAUAGUGUUCGUGCGGGACCAUUCGGUCAGUUAUUCCGUCCUGAUAACUUUGUGUUCGGGCAAAGUGGUGCAGGCAACAAUUGGGCAAAGGGUCAUUAUACGGAAGGUGCUGAGUUAGUGGACUCAGUGUUGGAUGUUGUUCGGAAGGAAGCGGAAUCGUGUGAUUGUCUUCAAGGCUUCCAACUUACUCAUUCUCUUGGUGGUGGGACAGGAUCUGGAAUGGGUACGCUUAUGAUUUCAAAGAUUCGUGAGGAGUAUCCUGAUCGUAUCAUGAACACAUUUUCGGUAGUUCCUUCACCGAAGGUAUCUGACACUGUUGUGGAGCCUUACAAUGCGACUCUGUCAGUUCACCAGCUAGUGGAAAAUACCGACGAGACAUUCUGCAUUGACAACGAGGCGUUGUACGAUAUAUGCUUCCGCACACUGAAACUGACCACGCCUACUUAUGGUGAUUUGAACCACUUGGUAAGUGCAACGAUGUCGGGAGUAACAACGUGUCUUCGUUUCCCUGGUCAACUGAAUGCCGAUUUGAGGAAACUAGCGGUCAACAUGGUGCCGUUCCCUCGACUUCACUUCUUCAUGCCUGGGUUUGCUCCACUGACCAGUCGUGGUAGUCAACAGUACCGGUCUCUCACAGUUCCAGAGCUAACUCAACAGAUGUUUGAUGCGAAGAAUAUGAUGGCUGCGUGUGACCCACGUCAUGGACGAUACCUAACAGUUGCAGCAAUGUUCAGAGGCCGCAUGUCGAUGAAGGAAGUUGAUGAACAAAUGCUGAACGUGCAGAACAAGAACUCGAGCUAUUUUGUUGAAUGGAUACCGAAUAACGUGAAGACUGCUGUAUGCGACAUACCGCCUAGAGGUCUGAAGAUGUCGGUCACUUUUAUUGGUAAUAGCACUGCUAUUCAAGAGCUGUUCAAGCGUGUUAGUGAACAGUUUACUGCGAUGUUCCGACGCAAAGCUUUCUUGCAUUGGUAUACGGGAGAGGGGAUGGAUGAAAUGGAGUUUACUGAAGCGGAGUCCAACAUGAAUGAUCUGGUGAGUGAGUAUCAGCAGUACCAAGAUGCGACAGCGGAAGAAGAGGGAGAGUUUGAGGAGGAGGAGAAUGAAGAGGCUUGAUUCAAUGUGAAUCUAGAACUGAGUGAAAUAAAUCUUUGUGCAUGUGA
This is a messenger RNA of Heterobilharzia americana, 1488 nucleotides long. Lineage: Eukaryota; Metazoa; Platyhelminthes; Trematoda; Strigeidida; Schistosomatidae. The record is from the annotation of a GenBank genome assembly.